CGCAUCGCACAGAAGCGCAAGUUUGAAGAGGCCGAGGAACUGGAUGUCAAUUCUGGUAUUCAUGGCAACUGGACGUUGGAUAACGCCAAACAAAAACUCAAUGAAUAUAUGGCACAGAAUAAGAUUAAAGCCGAUUAUCGGUUCACGUCUGUAGGGCCCGACCACUCCAAAUUAAGUGGUUCUCAUGUUUUUGAACAUGUGUCGGCCCGAGAGCCCGGUUCUAACAAGCAGUUGGCCUCCAAAGCCUGUGCCCUCUCUAUUGUGAGACAAUUAUUUCACUUCGGAAUUAUCGGCGAAUUUCAGGUGAAUCCGGUCAAGAAAAGCAAAUCUCAGGGCCAGGUCGACUCGUAUGCAAUCGAUAUACCACUCACUUUGCUUCCAGUGAUUAACAAAACGCUCCAAGAUCUCAAUAUAACAGCGGUUCCCAUAUGCGAACACCGGACCCCUCAAGGUGUUCCCGAAUCGUACUCUAUUCUUCUGGAUCACCAGACAGCGGAACCCAAGGUUGACACGAGUACCAGUUCGCAGUGCGUUAGUUGGUGUCCACCCAUUGAAAACUGGAAUCCAUGGAAGGGCUGUAAUAUAGACGAGGGUUUACUCGCGACCUCUUCGUUGCCACAAAUAAGUGAAAUGCUUUUGAAGACACAGUUUGAGAACCAGAGAAGCCCUCAGUUUCAUCAGAUGAUUGAACGCCGCAAAGCGCUUCCCGUUUGGAACAUGAAAGACAAGAUUCUGGGGGUAAUUAGAGACAACCCGGUUGUGAUAAUUCGUGGCAGCACUGGUUGUGGUAAGACGACUCAAGUGCCCCAGUUCAUUCUGGACGCAUUCAUCAGCAACAGUAGGGGCGCUGACUGUAACAUAAUCGUAACCCAACCGCGAAGAAUAAGCGCCAUAUCUAUCGCCGAAAGAGUGGCUCAAGAAAGAGCUGAGGCUUUGACUAUGAAUUCAAGCGUUGGAUACAGUGUUCGCUUUGAGAACUCUCUGCCCCGACCUUACGGUUCGAUACUCUUCUGUACGAUCGGAAACUUAUUGCGUAAACUGGAGGCCGGACUCCGGGGUGUGUCGCACGUCAUCUUAGAUGAGGUCCACGAGCGAGACGUCAACACAGACUUCCUGCUGGUUGUGGCCCGCGAUAUGAUCAACGCUUUCCCGAAUAUGCGACUCAUCCUAAUGUCUGCCACAAUCGACACGACUAUAUUCCAGAACUAUUUCGGUAGCUGUCCCAUACUUGAGAUCCCGGGUCAGUCACAUCCCGUUCAGGAGUACUUCCUCGAAGACUGUGUCGAGAUGUUACGCUUCGUGCCGCCGCCCCCUCAGCGCCGCAACAAAAACUUUCAGGACGAGGACGCAGAGGGCGGUGCCGCUGAUACCGCCGGCGAUAAUCUGAACAAGCAACUUGGACCCAAAUAUUCCGAUUUCACACGAAAUUCGAUGUCGAAAAUGAGCGAAAGAGAGAUCAGUUUUGAUUUGAUUGACGCACUGUUGGCACACAUUCAGACACUCAACACUCCGGGCUCUAUACUGGUGUUCCUCCCCGGAUGGAACUACAUCUUCGCACUGAUGAGACACUUGCAGUCGCAUCCAUACUAUAGCAAUACACAGCGCUUCCUAAUACUUCCUUUGCAUUCGCAAAUACCGCGCGAAGAGCAGCGGCGAGUCUUUGAUCCCGUGCCGCCCGGAGUCACCAAAAUUAUUUUAUCCACAAAUAUCGCCGAAACGAGUAUAACCAUCGAUGACAUCGUGUUUGUCAUCGAUUCGUGCAAAAUAAAGAUCAAACUCUUCACAUCGCAUAACAAUAUGACUAAUUAUGCAACGGAUUGGGCCUCAAAGACAAACCUCCAGCAGCGCAGAGGACGUGCCGGACGAGUGAGACCCGGAUUCUGUUACUAUCUGUGCAGUAGAGCUCGAUAUGAGGCAAUGGACGAGUAUCUGACACCUGAAAUAUUCAGGACUCCAUUGCAUGAGAUCGCACUAACCAUCAAACUCUUAAGACUGGGUUCUAUCACUGGAUUCCUGUCCAAAGCCAUAGAACCCCCACCUAUUCAUACAGUUAUCGAAUCGGAGGUCAUAUUACGAGAAUUGCGAGCACUGGACGAUCAGAGCGAACUGACACCUCUGGGAAGAAUUCUGGCCCGACUUCCCAUUGAGCCCCGAAUCGGCAAAAUCAUGAUCGCGUCCAUCAUAUUUGGCUGUCCGGACUCCAUGUGCACCAUAACAGCCAACUCGAGCACAUGUCCGGAUCCUUUUGAUUCAUUCAAUCUGAAUCGUCUGCGUUAUGUUCACAGACGCUUCAGUAACGGCCGCUUCAGUGAUCACAUCUUAGUUCAGCGCACAUUCAAGACGUGGGAAAAGGCUUCAUAUAGAGGAGAGUCCAAUGCCCUUGAAUUCUGCGAACAGUUCGCAAUCCUGCCGACGGCUAUGAAGAUCACAUCCGAGGCUAAGAAGCAGUUAUUGGAUUUGUUGCGGAGCUCUAUGUUUGCGGACGACGUUCUGGGCGACCGUUACUUUGACGGCGGCAACAGUCAACACAUGAGAGACCAGUCGGGAACAGAGGGCAACACUGGAUUGGAUUUAGUGACAGCUCUGUUGACAAUGGGUUUGUACCCCAAUGUAUGCCUACAUAAAGAGAAGCGAAAGGUGUUGACCACUGAGGCUAAGAUAGCUUUAGUUCACAAGUCAUCGGUCUGUUACACAAACCUGCCGUACCCUCAGAGCACGUUUCCGAUGCCCUUCUUUGUCUUCGGCGAGAAGUUGCGAACGAGUGUCAUAUCAGCCAAACAACUAACGAUGGUUUCGCCCAUUCAUCUGCUUCUGUUCGGCUCUAAGCGAGUGGACGUCACGCCCGACCUAUUCGUUCAGUUAGACAAAUGGAUUGACUUCAAAAUGGACCUAAACAUGGCUGCGGCUAUUGUGGCCCUCAGACCCGCCGUCGAACACCUCAUUAUGAAUGUGUCGGCCAAUCCUGAGUCUGUGGGCAGUCUGUCCCCACCCGAGCAACAGCUCAUUGAGACGGUGACUAGGUUACCGAUCGGCUCUUCACUCUUCAGGUUCCACAAGAAGACGGAUCCGUCGACACCACAAGACGCCAGAUUCAGCGCCUCUUCUGACUGGCCUUUCGUCGACUUCGGAUGGAAACAACAGCUCAUUGAGACGGUGACCACGCUUUGCAAUUUCGAUAUCGUCAACAUCACCAAAAUGGAGCCCAGAGUUGACUCUCAGAAUCAAUGCUAA
Molecule: messenger RNA, 3231 nt
Organism: Oppiella nova
Lineage: Eukaryota; Metazoa; Arthropoda; Arachnida; Sarcoptiformes; Oppiidae
Source: the annotation of a GenBank genome assembly